This is a messenger RNA of Neospora caninum, 396 nucleotides long. RefSeq names its product Ubiquitin carrier protein, related. Bases 1 to 396 code for a protein of 131 amino acids. Lineage: Eukaryota; Apicomplexa; Conoidasida; Eucoccidiorida; Sarcocystidae. The record is from RefSeq and is a predicted model, not a curated record. The transcript has 4 exons.
AUGGCGGCGCGCAAUCGGCUGCUCAUCGAACUUCGCGAGGCGCAACGGAUGACCGACUCUCAAGUCCGCCUGGUCCCAAACCACGAUAAUAUUUACCAGUGGGAGGCGGUGAUCUCGGGGCCCAAAGAGUCUCCGUACCAGAACGGGAAGUGGAAGCUUCGCCUCAUCUGCCCACCGACGUAUCCUCUCUCGCCGCCGACGGUGACGUUUCUGACCAAGUGCUUCCACCCAAAUGUCGAUUUCCGAACGGGUGCGGUUUGUCUGAACAUUCUUCGAGACGGCAGCUGGACGCCUGCAUGGAACCUCCACUACGUUUGCCUGGCCAUCUGCGCCCUCAUGGACAUACCCAACGCCGACAGUCCGCUAAACUGUGACGCAGGUGAAGCAAUCGGCUGA